This is a messenger RNA of Cuscuta campestris, 1144 nucleotides long. The record is from the annotation of a GenBank genome assembly. Lineage: Eukaryota; Viridiplantae; Streptophyta; Magnoliopsida; Solanales; Convolvulaceae.
GAUUGGAAGCUAGUGAAUGAUAAAGGGAUGUAGGAAGGUUCCUUGUAUUUGCAUUCAUUAUAUUGUGUGUUUUCCCUCCUCUCCCCUCCUUAUAUAUUUCGGCCAUUUGGCCCUUGUAAGGAACAUCUCUGAAUUNAGCACUGAGGGAAGAGGUAGAAAGAAAGAGAGGAGAAACAGUUACAGGGGAAGAUCUAAGUCCAAAGGCAGGAGAGGGAGUUCAAAGACAAGAAGUGACAUCAAGUGUUGGAACUGUGAUGAGUACGGACACUUCAAAAAUCAGUGCACCAAACCACCUAGCGACAAGAAAGAGGUGAAUGCUGCCACAACCUCAGAUUCUGACGAUGUAUUAAUCUGCUGUGUAGAGGACACAGUCGAGUCCUGGAUUAUGGACUCAGGUGCGUCGUUUCAUGCUAUCUCUAGUUCGAGAAAGAUGAAGAAUCUCAGACAAGUCUUGCUAAUAAUCAAACACUGGAUAUCAACUUGGGAACAAUUUGGACAUUGAAAGAUGUCAGGUGUUGAGGAGAGGGGCAACUAGGGAGAUGUGAAGAUCAAGGAGGAUCUUUCAUUUACAGAAGUACAGAGAGAAGCCGCAGUUUGGUCCAAAGACUCCAAGUGGGAGAUUGUUGGUGAUGUGUAGUCAUCGGCCCAAAGUGGCCCACUUGUAGACAACUGAGAGUUAGGAGACCAGAUUAGGGUUUCGGCCGGCCCAAAUGGUUUUAAGCCCAGUUUGCUAUAACUUGUCCAGCAAGGAAUUGAAGGCUCAAGUUGAAUACUUGGCAAAAGAAGUGGCAAAGCUCACUAAAUUCAAGAUGACUAUGGUUCAAACUCCUGAAGAAAGUGAAGAUGAAGAUGAUGCUAGUUCUGUUGUUACCAUAAGAACUAGAAAUCCAGAGAAGUCAGCCUCUGAUUUCAAGGUUGACAUGCCCACUUUCGAAGGAAAGAACGACCCUGAUGACUUUCUUGAAUGGCGUAGAAGAGAAAACAAGUCCCCGAUGACCUCGUGGAACAAGAUGCGAGCACUCUUGAAGAAGAAGUUUCUGCCCGAGAACUACAUACGAGAAAACUUUGCUAAGCUUCAACACUUGAGGCAAGGCUCUCGUUCUGUAGAGGAAUACAACCGAGAGUUCGAGGAACUCUUAUUAAG